GACCCGGACAUCAUCACGUGGUCGCACGAGGGCACGGCGUUCCAGAUCAUCCAGCCCGAGGAGCUGGCCAGCCAGAUCCUGCCGCGCUACUUCAAGCACAACAAGGUCUCGAGCUUCCAGCGGCAGCUCAACUACUUCGGCUUCAAGAAGUGGACCAAGACGCAGACCAACAUCUGCACCUUCAGCCACCCCUUCUUCCUGCGCGCGGACAAGGACCGGAUGAAGCUCAUCAAGCGCAAGGAGAGAGCC
Messenger RNA from Phytophthora sojae, 249 nucleotides. RefSeq lists its product as hypothetical. The transcript has a single exon. Lineage: Eukaryota; Oomycota; Peronosporomycetes; Peronosporales; Peronosporaceae. Gene Ontology annotation, biological process: regulation of DNA-templated transcription. Gene Ontology annotation, molecular function: DNA-binding transcription factor activity; sequence-specific DNA binding. The record is from RefSeq and is a predicted model, not a curated record. The annotation marks the transcript as partial.